AUGCCUCCAAUAUCACCACGUGGUGUACCAAAAACGCCUCAACCAUUAAAUAUGUCAAAUUCAAACGCAGCAUUCUUUAAAAAAUCAAUCCCUCAAACUCCAUCAAGUGAAAGGGAUCCAGAGUCAGACAUAAAGGUAUUUUUACGAGUUAGACCAAUUCUUCCAGGAGAAACACAAGCAGAUUUGCAGAUCAAUGAGAAUACAGUAAUUGCCAAAGUUCAGCAAAAAGAUAAAACAUCAAAACAUCAUGCAGAACGAACUUACUCAUUUACUCAUAUUUUUAAGCAAGAAUCAGAACAAGAAGAAUUAUUCCAGGAAAUCGCUAUGCCACUUCUUAAAAAGUUUAUACGAGGUUAUGACGCACUUCUAUUUGCAUAUGGAGCAACAAGUGCAGGCAAAACAUUUACGGUUAGAGGAACUGAGCAAAAUCCAGGUCUCAUUCCAAAAAUGGUAAGAACUUUACUUGCAGUUGAACAACCAGUAGAUGCAGAACGUGGUUUAUUUGUGUCUUGCGUGGAAGUUUAUAACGAACGCAUUCAUGAUCUUCUUGGCGAUACAAAGCAGCCAAUGCGUAUUUCAAAGGAUGGUUUUGGCUUUACAGUCAUCAAAGAUGCUAAAGAAAUCGAAAUCAAAAGACUUGAAGAUUUGAAAUCAAUUUUAUCAACCGUUGAUAAAGCUAAAUCAGUAUGUGCAACUACAUAUAAUUCUCAGAGUUCAAGAUCUCACUGUGUUUUUAUGCUCAAGUUAAUUUCAAUUCCUAUUGAUCCGAAGACCAAGCAAAGAGUUAACGAUAUUUCAAAAGUUAGUGCUUCAAGGCUUUCUAUUGUUGAUCUUGCUGGUUCUGAAAGAGUCGAUCCCCAAGAUAAGAAUCAAAAAGCUGUAAAUGAGGCAAUUAGUAUUAACUCCUCAAUGUUUACACUUGGACAGUGCAUUAGGAUGAUCAGGCAGACAAAACUUGGCGUAAAAGGUCUUAAGAUACCAUACAGGCAGUCAAAGAUUACAGAGCUUUUUAAGGACUUUUUCGAUCCUGUUACAUCACGAAAAACAUAUUGCUCUAUUAUAAUCAAUAUUUCUCCUUCGACAAAACAGAUAUCAGAUACUUUAUUUGCACUUCAAUUUGCUGCAGAAGCUGUUGAGUGUAGAGUUGCAGCUGAUGAUGUAGAGGAAGAAGAUUUAGUUGUUGGAAAAGCCCUCAACUUCUCAGAUGAAUCAGAAAAUGUUGAUGAUAAUAACAACGAUGCUGAAGAAGAACAGAAUGAAAUAGAACUCCUUAAAUUAAAAGAAGCAAAGAUUAGACAAGAAAUCCACUCUGAAUUCCAAGAUAGAUACAAGAAAAUCACAAAAGAGUUUGAAAACAAUAUUACGCAAUUGAAAGCUUCUUCUGCUCAAGUUUAUCCAUGCAAACUGUAA
Molecule: messenger RNA, 1410 nt
Organism: Trichomonas vaginalis G3
Lineage: Eukaryota; Parabasalia; Trichomonadida; Trichomonadidae
Product: microtubule motor protein
Exons: 1
Coding region: 1-1410 (469 amino acids)
Biological process (GO): microtubule-based movement
Cellular component (GO): microtubule; kinesin complex; nucleus
Molecular function (GO): ATP binding; ATP hydrolysis activity; microtubule motor activity
Source: RefSeq, a predicted model, not a curated record